GUCCCGUGGACGCGCACCCUGGCCAGUGGGUGCUCAUUGCACCAGAGGCUGCUACUGACCCCCCUAAGACACCUGACAGCGAACCUUUGUUUACAAAACUGCGCAAUCCAAGCACAGGGGAAGCAACUCUCUACUUAUUCAAUAGUGGUGCACAGCAGCUGUUUGAAGUAAAAGCUUUUCAUGAGGAAUAUCGUUCCUGGUUUAUAGAUGGGCGCCUGCUGUUUGUUACACCAAUGGACCCCUUAUUUCUGAUACUUUACUACCUCAUAAAGGCAGACAAGGAGCAGCAAGGAAAGUUCCAGCCACUCGAUCAAGUUGUGCUAGACUCAGAGUACCCUAACUGCCCAUUGCUGCUGAAGUGUGCAGAUGUUAAACAGCACAUACAUCAUGUAACAGAAGAAAAAGAGAUUGGCAGUCAGAAAUUCCACAAAUACAGCCAAGAGAAGACACUGAAGUGGUUAAAGAAAAAGGUCAAUCAAACAGUGAAAGCACUUAAAAGCAACAAUAUAUAUGUAGGUGAAGGGGUAUAUGCAGCUACGUUUAUCAACAGUAAACAGAUCACAGAUCCUAAAGAAGACUAUGUGCGCUACGCCCAUGGGUUAAUAUCAGAAUAUAUUCCUGAAGAUCUGAGUAAGGUGUUGUUAAAAUACUUAGGGCUCCCAGAACUUAAAAGCCCAACACCAGAGCCACCACUGAAGAAAAGGAAACUGUCAGAUGUCCCUGAGGAAGCCGAUGACUCUACUAAGUGUAACAGCAGCAGUGCGAAAACCAAAAAGGCAAACAGCAAGAUGUCUGCAGCACAGAAGGCUCUGGCCAAAGUCGAUAAGACUGGAAUGAAAUCCAUUUCAGCUUUCUUCAGCUCCAAACCUAAAACGUCAAAAUAAAGACUUCUUCUUGAAAGAGAUUUAUACAGUGGUUAUUUUUAUGUCAAGCUAAAGGGUCUCCUGUUUGGGUUUUUUUUUUAGUAGUAUAGUAUAUGCAGGGCAUGCCUGUGUGCACGGGGGAGUGUGAUGAAGAGGUCU
Messenger RNA from Eurypyga helias (sunbittern), 1022 nucleotides. RefSeq names its product ribonuclease H2, subunit B (gene RNASEH2B). The record is from RefSeq and is a predicted model, not a curated record. Gene Ontology annotation, cellular component: nucleoplasm; ribonuclease H2 complex. The transcript has 11 exons. Lineage: Eukaryota; Metazoa; Chordata; Aves; Eurypygiformes; Eurypygidae. Gene Ontology annotation, biological process: RNA catabolic process; ribonucleotide metabolic process. Bases 234 to 884 code for a protein of 216 amino acids.